AUGGACGCGCCUAAGGAUCUUGAAUUGAUGCACAAGAGGGUGGUGUUUUCGAUCCUCCAGUAUCUGAAUGGCUUGACCCAAGGCGGUGCUGCUGUGCCGGCUGGGCUCGAUAAGGAGGGUCUGGAGGUGGCCGUGCAGUGCAUCGCCUCGGCCUUUGGCGUGGAUCCUGCAAAUUCCGAACAUCAGAGCCAGUUCGCUGUGCCCUUCCAACUUACCGACAUCUACAACUACGGCCUUCUCCAUCUUGCACAGGCUGCCGAGGCUCCCAAGCCCACCGCCACUCCCGCUGGCCAAGAGGUGCCCAAGGAGCUGGAGGGCAAGUUCCAGACCUUCCUCAAUGUGCUCGAGGGCAAGGGCUUCUUCACGGGCCUGACCAAGGGCACCACCGAGUACCAGGACCGGUACAAUCUGGCCAAGCAGCGAUUUCUCAGCCAGUACAGCGGCAGCACGCAGACCACCCCUGCUCCUGCUCCUGCUCCUGCGGCUGUCGAUCCUGCCGUGCAGCUGCAGGAGGCCGAGAAGUUCAAGGCUCUCGGCAACGAGAAGCUGUCUUCUGGCCAGCCGGCCGAAGCGAUCGAGCUUUACAACAAGGCCAUCGCGCUGAACCCCAACAAUGCCGUUUACUACGGAAACAGAGCUGCUGCCCACAGCACACUGCAGCAGCACGAAAACGCCAUCCUCGACUGCAAGAGAGCGAUCGAGCUCGACCCCAAGUACCUCAAGGCCUACUCUCGCCUCGGCUUCUCCCUGUUCUCUCUCGGCAAGUAUACGGAGGCGAUCGACCUGGGCUACAAGAGGGUCCUCGAAAUCGAUCCCGAGAACACUGCUGCUCAGGAAUCUAUGCGUCUGUGCCAGCAGAAGCUCGGGCAGAGCGCUCCUCAGGCUGCUGCCCCCGCGGCUUCCCCUCUGGGAGGACCCGGAAUGGCCGGUUUGGCCCAGAUGAUGAGCAGCCCUGAAAUGCAGAACUCCAUGAGGCAAAUGUUUGGCGGCUCCGACGGUGCCCCACCGGACCUGAACAACCUGCUGGGCAACCCUCAGGUCAUGAACGCGGCUCAGCAGAUGAUGUCCUCGCCCCAGUUUUCUCAGAUCCUCAACAACCCCCUCUUCAUGAACAUGGCGCAGAACCUGAUGCAGAAUCCGUCGCAGCUCAACCAGAUGUUCUCCCAGAUGGGCGGCCCAGCUGGCGCCCAACAGGGCGAAGACGACGACGAGAACGCCCAGCAGUAG
Acanthamoeba castellanii str. Neff is the source of this 1227-nucleotide messenger RNA. Its product is annotated as tetratricopeptide repeat domain containing protein. The transcript is spliced from 11 exons. Bases 1 to 1227 code for a protein of 408 amino acids. Gene Ontology annotation, biological process: post-translational protein targeting to endoplasmic reticulum membrane. Gene Ontology annotation, cellular component: membrane; TRC complex. NCBI's taxonomy places the organism in Eukaryota, Discosea, Longamoebia, Acanthamoebidae. The record is from RefSeq and is a predicted model, not a curated record. Gene Ontology annotation, molecular function: molecular adaptor activity; protein binding.